Messenger RNA from Arabidopsis arenosa, 963 nucleotides. The record is from the annotation of a GenBank genome assembly. Lineage: Eukaryota; Viridiplantae; Streptophyta; Magnoliopsida; Brassicales; Brassicaceae.
GAUGACAAAUCUUUUUUUACUCUACUUAUAAAUUCACUUGUGAUCAGAUGUUAUCUAAUGCGUUAGCUGAUACCACUUUGAAUGAUGAAUUAAAUGCGCUCAAGAUCUGCACUUUUGAAGAUGUUAAAGACGUUCGUUUAUUCGCUGUUCCGAGACGUGUGGUGGGUGUUUGUUCUGGAAAGUUUUCAAAGGAGGAAUCAGAAGAGCUUCUUGGGAUAUUUGACGCGACGGGUAGUUUUGAUGUACCCAAGGAACAAAUGAAGAAAAUGCCAGAAGUAUGUUUUUGCAACGGAGAUGAUUCUGAUAAAUAUUCAGCAAUCAAUGUCAUCUUAAAAGCAGCUCUCCAAGAGCACUUAUACCAUGAACUAAGACUAAAGGCUCAAUUAGGUUAUGAUUUUGAUUUGACACUUCAUCUCUCCUCUGUCAUGAGAGGACUCCAUAUCUAUGUCGUCUCUCCAAGUAAGGAACCUAAUGAGUUGCUUGAUCAGAUUUACAAAUUUGCUGGUGGCAUUGGUGAUUUCAUGUUUUUGGCUGAUGAUCAUCAAGAAGAUGCUGGUAUAAGUGAUGAACUGCUGAAUGAUAAUGUCACAAAAGAUCGACUUAAGGGCGUGAAGGCGUGGUUGGUAAAAGUGGAGAAAGAAGAAGUGGUUGACUUUUGCAAAAAUUUCUUCGCCAAGAAUUCAUGUAGGAGCAUCGAAAUAUCAAUCGCCAGAGGAGUGAUGAGUGAUGAGUGAUAACUUUUUCUCAUGUUGUUUCAUGUUACUUUUUUCUAGACAUUUUGGAGUCUGUAAGUCUUCCAAAUACCGAACCUCUAUGUUUCUUACUUCCCCUAGCUCUUGAAGCUUGAACCUGAAAUGUUAACAUAAGAGCAUUGUGUAAUUGAUGAUCAAGAAGUGAGAUGGAGAAAGCAGCAGGGAAAACAGAGGAAGAGAAUUGUGACCUCGUGCAGUUAUUAUAUCUAUA